Metschnikowia bicuspidata var. bicuspidata NRRL YB-4993 is the source of this 831-nucleotide messenger RNA. RefSeq lists its product as uncharacterized. The record is from RefSeq and is a predicted model, not a curated record. The transcript has a single exon. Bases 98 to 757 code for a protein of 219 amino acids. NCBI's taxonomy places the organism in Eukaryota, Fungi, Ascomycota, Pichiomycetes, Serinales, Metschnikowiaceae.
UGCAUGUGUCGAGGGCGUUGCGAGGAUCGUGGUGUGUCUUGAUUAUUCACUGCGCUUCGCGCAUCAGAUGGUGUGUCGAUGAUUCUACGUUGGCUCGAUGGCCCCAGUGGACGCGAUGUUCUGUGUAUUUCAGGGUGCUCUGAAACUCGCUGUCCUUUAUGCAUUUCACAGUGCUGUGGACCUCACACUACUUUAUGCAUUUCACGGUGCCGUGGAUCUCACGGUGCUUUGUGGGUUUCGCAGUGCUGUGUACCGGUGCUUUAAGCAUUUCACAGUGCCGUGGACCUCACGCUGCUUUAUGCAUUUCACGGUGCCGUGUACCGGUGCUUUAUCCAUUUCACAGUGCCAGUCGCCAAAGAUUCAGGAUUUCUGGAUCUAUGGGCGCUAUAGUCUUCUGGAGUGGCCCAAGUUUUGUGGACUUGUUACAGUUCCAAGAAUCUCAUCCAAGUCCAAUGAUCUCACGACGUUUCGAUGGUCUUGUGAUGUUUGGGUGUCUGGGUGUUUUGGUGACCCGCAGGUACUUGGUGGUUCCUGGCGGAAUCUCACGCCGUCUCUUGCACUUCAGAGUGGCUCGUGGAUCGAAGAUAUGGCGGGAACAUCUCCGAACGGUCGGGGAGUCUCCAGAACUUCAGAACAUCUCUCCGGCCUCCUACUAAUUCCAGCAUGUACCCACGUGAUCGUCGCCACAUGCUGCCAUUGGCACCAUGCUUCCACGUCGCCCCCUACAAUUGUCGGUGUGGCCAGAAGUCCAGCAUGAAAACACAAUGCUCGUGGCUACACGGACGCGCAAGCCCCAUUUCGCACCCAUUGCAGACAUGUUCCUUGAGCGCA